UUGGAAAUCACCUCCAAAAUGGCGGCAUGCUUUGAAACUGCAUAAUGUUUAUACUUGUGAGACUGCUGAAAAAGAAAUACACCGAAAUGAUGGAGCUAUAAUGAGACGUAGCCAGGCCCCUAGUCAGAGAGGGGGAAUCAUCUGUAACACACAAAGAAGAACUGAUGAAGGUUUCCCUCAGGUAAAGAGACUUAAGACACUUCACAAGGAUGGAGGAAAUGAUGAGUUGGUCCGGCGUGAGCCCUUGUCCAGCAUCACCAACACGUCCCAUUGUCCAGAUGCCUUUUCUCAUGAGGCCUUUAUUAAGAAAAUUCUUUCCAAACCAUUCAAGGUUCCAAUUCCUAAUUACAAAGGUUCCUCUCUGGGCAGGGCUUUGGGUGUGAGGAGACAAGGAGCCAGACAACCCCUCCAUGACCCUGAUGAUGAAGGAGCGCUCAUUCUCUACACCCCACCAGAACUGAGUGCACAUGAACAGCUCAAAGUCGACAUAGAAAAAAUCCCUGUCCAUGUAGUGGUAGAUCCCAAGCUGUCUGCUGUUUUACGGCCUCAUCAGAGGGAGGGUGUGAAGUUUAUGUAUGACUGUGUGACCGGAGUACAGAUACCAGACAGCUAUGGGUGCAUCAUGGCAGAUGAAAUGGGUCUUGGAAAGACACUGCAGUGUAUCACACUUAUGUGGACUAUACUGAGACAGAGUCCUGACUGUAGGCCUCUUAUUGAUAAGGUUGCCAUUGUCUCCCCAAGUAGCCUUGUCAAGAACUGGGCAAAUGAGAUUCAGAAGUGGUUAGGCACUGUUAUGAACUGUCUGGUGAUCGACUCUGGAUCCAAGGACGACAUUGACCGCAACUUGGACCAUUUUGUGCUGCAAAAAGGGAGGCGUAUCCCAAACCCUGUCCUCAUCAUCUCCUAUGAAACUCUCCGACUGCAUGCUAAAGUCAUGUUAAAGGGCACAAUAGGUCUGGUGAUCUGUGAUGAGGGUCAUCGAUUAAAGAACUGUGAGAACCAGACUUACCAGGCAUUGAACAGUCUGAAGGCCAAACGCCGCAUACUGUUGUCUGGUACUCCUAUACAGAAUGAUCUCCUUGAGUAUUUCAGUCUUAUCCAUUUUGUCAAUGGAGGGAUCCUUGGUACUGCCCAAGAGUUCAAACGGAAGUUUGAGACUCCAAUCCUUCGUGGUCGAGAUGCUGCAUCUUCAGACUUGGAACAUAAGAAGGGCGAGGAAAAACUUUUAGAGUUGGCUGCCAUAGUAAACAAGUGCAUCAUCAGAAGGACACAGGCUUUGCUUACUCAGUAUCUACCUGUCAAAAUUGAGCAGGUUGUCAGUUGUCGCCUGACCCCUCUACAAAAGGACCUAUAUCAACUGCUAGUCAAGUCGAAAGCUGGUGAUCCAGAUAUGGAAAAAGAUGGACGGCCGACUGGCACUAGUCUUUCCUUUAUCACACAACUAAAGAAACUUUGUAACCAUCCUGAUUUGAUAUUUGACAAGUGUAUUGGAGAUGCCGAUGGUUUUGAAGGAUCACUAGACCUCUUCCCGCCUGGAUAUAACCUGAAGGUGGUGCGGCCAGAACUGUCAGGGAAGGUGUUGGUACUAGAUUGUCUGCUGGCCAUGAUUAAGUCGACCACCAGUGAUAAGGUGGUGUUGGUGUCCAACUACACACAGACGCUAGACCUGUUUGAGAAACUCUGUCGACAGAGAGGGUAUAUCUUUGUACGGCUGGAUGGUUCUAUGUCCAUUAAAAAGAGGGCCAAGAUAGUUGAGAAUUUUAAUGAUCCUAAAAGUGCCGUGUUCAUUUUCAUGCUGAGUAGCAAGGCUGGUGGAUGUGGGUUAAACCUGAUCGGUGCAAAUCGACUUGUGAUGUUUGAUCCAGAUUGGAAUCCAGCUAAUGAUGACCAGGCUAUGGCUCGAUGCUGGAGGGAUGGUCAGAAGAAACAAUGUUUUAUAUACAGACUCAUAGCAACGGGUACCAUAGAAGAGAAGAUAUUUCAGCGCCAGGCCCACAAGAAAGCUCUUAGUUCCUGUGUGAUUGAUAAAGAGGAGGAUGUCGAGCGUCAUUUCAGUCUCGGUGAACUUAAGGAGCUCUUCAAGCUCAAUGAGGACACCAUCAGUGAUACACAUGACAAAUUCAAGUGUAAGAGGUGUGUGAAUAAUAUUGAAACAAAACCUCCCCCUGAGGGGUCGGACUGUAAUUCUGAUAUGUCUCUGUGGAAUCAUUCUACUGACAAGAAAGGACUCAAUGACCUUAUCCUCAAGGGGUCAUGGAAUCCAGCCAUCUCCUUUGUCUUCCAUCAUAAAUCUCACGAGGAACAACGUAAAACUGUAUAAUGACUUAUCUCUAAAAACGGGUUACAUGAUAUAUCAAAAUUUUAGUCAUUAGCGUAAUCUUUUGACUCAUUAAAAUGAAGGUAUAAACUGUGAACUUAGCAGAUGCAUCAUAUGAUGAAUAGCUAAUUUCAAGUGAAGUAUCUUUCUGACUAUUAGCUGUAAUCUUAUUUGAAGACUCUUUCUGUUUAUUGACUUUGAACUUCAGAUGAAGCUGCUUUCUGAAAAAUAACUGUAGCUGAAGCCUUGUUUAUGAUUUUCUUCAAAUGUUUUGAAAAUUGCAUACAACAAUCUCAACUAUUUAGAGAAUAAACCGGUAUACUUUUAUACUGUAAAGCUGUACUCAUGAAUAUUUUGAUGAAUAAGUACAUGUAUUGUUUCUGGUACAUCAGGUUUUUUUUAUCUGAAAUCAUUGUUGAUGCAUUGUACAAGAACUAUCAUUUAGGUUGAAGAUAAAGAUUUUUCUAUAUUCACAAUUGUGUAUGAUUUAUAAGUAAAACCCAGGGUGUCAGGUGUAUGAAUAACGGUUUAGUAGAAAUAGACGGAAGAGUGCAAAUUUUAUUUUCAAAUAUGAUAUUAUGACAUUGCCUGUCUUUGUGGUUGAGAGUAGCUGUGUAAAAUGUUAGUGCAAGAAGUAACUGUUGUUAUAUGAGACCCUCUAUGACACAAAUGAAAUGUGGUAUAUCCUCAAUCAGAUUUUUUACAGCUUCAAACCCAUGUCACUCAAGUUUUUACUUUAUACGGUAUGUACCAUUAAGUUUUCUGUUUAAAUUUGGCACUAAUAUUUCAGGCGUGUCAUAGUAAGUAUGGUAACUGUACAUUUCCCAUAGUAAUGUAGCUAGUCCUGGUUAAACUAGUAGCUAAUUCAACUUGGUAUUGUUAGAUAUAAAUAUCAGAUCAUUUAGGUACUAAACUCUUACAAGUGCUGAAAUAAGGUGCACUCUUAAAGGGACAGCAUCUCCACAGCCAUCACACACUGGUUUUUAAUUCCUCACUUUAGUAGAGGAUGGUAUCUUUAUUGUUUUGUUUUUUUCUCUCCUUUUAAGCUCGCCUCUUGAAGAGAGGGGGAGCUUGUUGUCACCCUGGCAUCAGUAUCAGCAUUAGUGUUGGUCUCUAAAUGUUAAGUUUUUGAUGCAAGUGUUGAAAGGCAUGAUUAAACUCCUUCGUAAGAUAUUUGGUUUGAGGGUUGCUAUCUGGAGUCAGAAUGAAUACUUUUAGGGGGAAAAGUCUUAAGUUUAAAAAAAAAAAAUAUUCUGGACUAGCUAAUCUCAGGAACUGCUGAUGCGAUCCUCACCAAACUUUCAGAGUGUCAAGUGACAGCAGGGGCAUUUAUGUCGUAGACAUUUUCUAGUUUUAUCUUGUCAUUUACUCCAAGAAAAUGGGAUGGUUAGAAUUGUGGUAAAAAGUUUUAAAAAUGACAUCUUUGGUGUCAACAAAACUCAUUUGUUAUGAUAACCGUGUCGGAAGCUUCUCUGUUCCAUUUAUUCAAUGUUAUUUAGGUUAAUUUGGAAUCGAAUCUAAUUUUCAACAAAAAAAGUUACUUAAAAAUAUCAGCUAUUUUGUCAUACAUUUAGACAUGAAGUUUGAAUGAAAAAAGGCAUCUGAUAUACAUGCAGUAGUUUCUUUGGAAUUUAAAUUUUUGUUUGUUUUUUUCCACAGAUUUGUAAGAAUGAUGUAUCACAGUGUCACUCAUUAAAUGAGAAUGGUGUGUAUAUUUGUUGUGUAGAGUGAACAUUUGAACUGUAUGUGUAUUUUUUGAUAUUUGGAAAUUUGACAAAUCACAAAUGAAUAAAUGAUGAUUGAAAUUGG
Pecten maximus is the source of this 4126-nucleotide messenger RNA. RefSeq names its product DNA repair and recombination protein RAD54-like. Gene Ontology annotation, biological process: reciprocal meiotic recombination; double-strand break repair via synthesis-dependent strand annealing. Gene Ontology annotation, cellular component: nucleus. Bases 101 to 2320 code for a protein of 739 amino acids. The record is from RefSeq and is a predicted model, not a curated record. NCBI's taxonomy places the organism in Eukaryota, Metazoa, Mollusca, Bivalvia, Pectinida, Pectinidae. Gene Ontology annotation, molecular function: ATP binding; DNA translocase activity; ATP-dependent chromatin remodeler activity. The transcript is spliced from 21 exons.